Molecule: messenger RNA, 431 nt
Organism: Scutellospora calospora
Lineage: Eukaryota; Fungi; Glomeromycota; Glomeromycetes; Diversisporales; Gigasporaceae
Source: the annotation of a GenBank genome assembly
AAAGAAUUACAAGAACAGAGAACUGAUAAACUUCAACAAUUAGGUGAUGAGUUGAGUAGUAAUUUUUUGAAUCAGAUAAAUUCUAUUUCUGAUACUAAAAAAUUAAAACAAUUAAAAGAAGAAAUUAUCAACGAUAAAGUUUUAACACCAUUACAUAAGUUAAUGUUAAAUGGAAAAAUUAAUGAAAAGAUUAUAGAAGAACCUAUACAUCAACCAGAUGAUAAUGUUAAUAAUGAUGAUAUUAAGAAAUCAUUUUUAGAAGAAAUUGAAUCGAUAACAAUAUAUAAUGUAGAGAAUUAUAUUGAUCAAAGUAAUUUAAAGGAACGAAUUGAGAGUUCUGAAUUACCAAGAGGUGAUAAGAUAGAUGUGCAAACAGCUUUAAAUAAUAAGAUAGGAAAAAUAAAUAAUGAUUUAUUUACAUAUUUUGAUGA